AUGAAGACGCUGCUCCUGGUCGUGCUCCUCAUGUAUCUGGCUGCGGCUGAUGAGGCGGCAGGAUCGGUUUGCGGGAACGAUGCCACUUGCCAGGAGACGCUUGGGCCAGCGUACUAUUGUUUGAACUCCGCGUCGAAAUCUCCGAAGACAUGUGAGAAGCUAAAGAAUACUGAAUGCCUGACGGACGAUUUCUGCCAUUUUGACGACUACUGCCGAGGAGGGUGGUACGAGGGAAAACACUACCACUGUAAAGCUGUCGAGGGCACCGAGCAGAAAAUAUGCAAGAAAUUACCCGCCCUCCAAUGCGUCGACGAAUCCGACUGUUGGAUGUACAAGCAGCCCGCUUGCAUUGGCUACCACGAGGGACGUCCGGGCUACUGCCUGGAGACAGAUCCGAAUGCA
This is a messenger RNA of Mesorhabditis spiculigera, 402 nucleotides long. The record is from the annotation of a GenBank genome assembly. Lineage: Eukaryota; Metazoa; Nematoda; Chromadorea; Rhabditida; Rhabditidae.